UGGGGUCUCUGGAAACCGCCCUUUGCGAUUUGAGGUCAAUAAAGGGAAGCUGCUAUAAUUUUUGUACUGUUUCUAAGGAUGUCACUUACGAAGAACUUAAAAACCUGUUGAGUUCCAAAAAUAUUAUGUUAAUUGAUGUUAGAGAGAAAUGGGAAAUUCUUGAAUAUGGAAAGAUCCCUGGAUCUAUCAAUAUACCAUUGCAUGAAGUAACGGAAGCCCUACAGAUGGACUCAAGAGACUUCGAAGAGAAGUACCACGAAGUAAAGCCUUCCAAAUCAGACAGUCUAGUGUUUUCUUGUUUAGCAGGAGUAAGAAGCAAGGAGGCUCUAGACACAGCAAGAUCUCUGGGCUUUAACAGUGCUAAACACUAUGCUGGAGGAUGGAAGGAAUGGGUCACCUAUGAAUUUUCAGAGAAGAAACAAGGAAAUUAAAUUUUGGAAUACAAGUUGGCUCUUUGUGGACAUGCAGCCUAGGACAGUGGAAUGAACAUAAGGGAAAUCUAGUCCUGACACCAGUGGUUAAUGGUAAGGGGAUUCUAUAUAAGCCACCUGCUUGUUCAAUCUUUUUCUCCUCUGUAAAUUGAGAAUAAUGCUCUCCCCCUUCCCCAGCUGAUCAUUUUCAAAGGCUACUGAGGGUUGAAAUAAUGGAUGUGACUUGUUCUGGAAAUAUGCAUUUGGAUUCUAGGAGUUAAUUUUUUAAAUAGUUUAGCACAGUUCAGUAAUAUUCUAAAAGACUAGGUUACUUGUGCUAUUUAAUCAUGUGUGUCCAUUUGGGUUAAUAUAGGUUCUAUUCAUCAAAGAGGCAAUGAACUUGACAGUAGAUCAGCAAGUAGAUUUGACCUUGAAAAAAAAAUCAAGGAUCUGGGAUCCAGAUUUGAACAAAGAAAAUACAUUAAUAUCAUCCAAAGACGCAUGGCAUUGUUGUGACCAGAAUAGCAGUGAUAAAAUUUGCAAUUUAAAAACUAAAAUUAGUAUGACUAACAUGGGGUUAGAAAUCAGAACAGUGGUUACUUCUGUGGUAGAUUAACUGGACGAGGCAAGGAGGGAAUUUUCUAGAGUGAUAGAAAUGUUCUGUAUCUCAGCUUAGGUAUUGGUACAUAGGUAUCUGUUUUCAAAACUCAUUGAAGUAAACACAAACACAUGACAUUUUUCUUGAUGUACUUAAGAAUUUUGGGGGGCUAGGAAUAUAGCUCAGUGGUAGAGCAUGUGCUAAGCAUGCACAGAGCCUGGGGUUCACUCCCUGGCACCAUACACAAACACCCCACCACCACCACCAUAUGCUUGUCUCUAAGGAUACCUCAAUCUAAAAAUAAUGAAAAUAGAAACAGUGUCUACAUGUAAGUGACUCUUACUAGUUGGGUAUAUUUCUUUGGAAUGUUAAAUCCUACACCUUUGUGCUAGUGCACUAGUAGCAAAAUAAACCAGUGCUUUAUCAGA
Messenger RNA from Chinchilla lanigera (long-tailed chinchilla), 1436 nucleotides. It is a transcript of the gene Tstd3, whose product is annotated as thiosulfate sulfurtransferase (rhodanese)-like domain containing 3. NCBI's taxonomy places the organism in Eukaryota, Metazoa, Chordata, Mammalia, Rodentia, Chinchillidae. Gene Ontology annotation, molecular function: thiosulfate-cyanide sulfurtransferase activity. The record is from RefSeq and is a predicted model, not a curated record. Gene Ontology annotation, cellular component: mitochondrion.